AUGGCGCAGGUCAACCACGUCCAAACCCGCCCUCAACCCAAUCCCCGGUUGUCCUUGAUUCCGCCAACAUGGGAGACAGAGGUUCGCGAACUCACCUUGCGUGAGCGCCGAGAGGCCAGCCUCGCUCUUGCCCACAGCUUCGCUGCCGAUCCGCUGUCCCUGUAUGUCAUGGGCGUGGAUGACGCGACUUGCUGGCCGUCCGAGAAGCUUUGGAGGCUGCAUAUCCGGCUUAUGCAGUACUCGUAUGUUUCGUACCGGCUCAGGGGCGCUGCAACGGCCAUCGGCGGAGACUUUGACGCCAUUGCUUUGUGGAUGCCCCCAGGGACAACCAACGACGACUGGCUCGCCACGCUCUGCAGCGGAACCUGGCGUCUGUGGUACCAGCUCUCUCGUGAGAGCCGGAUACGUCUCUUCAAUGAGCUGUAUCCUGCGCUGCAUGACACCAAGGCUGAGGUGUUGGGCGACCGCAACAGCGACAGCUAUUACCUGGGCUACCUGGGCACCAAGGAGAGCUCGAGGGGCAAGGGACAUGCCACCAAGUUGCUAAGACAUAUCAUGGAAAAGGCUGACGCUGAAAACCGCGCCAUGUACCUUGAGUCGUCAAACGAGUCCAAUAACCGAUUCUACGCCAAAUUUGGAUUCGAACUGAAAAAGGAAAUCGUCCUGACUCGCGGUCCGGUUCCUAUCCGCCUGUUCUGCAUGCUGCGGGAGCCUCAAAAUGACAAGACUAGUAGCUCGGUCGAUAUGGGGGGCGAAAAGGACUGA
Metarhizium brunneum ARSEF 3297 is the source of this 765-nucleotide messenger RNA. RefSeq lists its product as uncharacterized. Lineage: Eukaryota; Fungi; Ascomycota; Sordariomycetes; Hypocreales; Clavicipitaceae. Gene Ontology annotation, molecular function: acyltransferase activity, transferring groups other than amino-acyl groups. The record is from RefSeq and is a predicted model, not a curated record.